Molecule: messenger RNA, 1563 nt
Organism: Phoenix dactylifera (date palm)
Lineage: Eukaryota; Viridiplantae; Streptophyta; Magnoliopsida; Arecales; Arecaceae
Product: BURP domain-containing protein 3
Source: RefSeq, a predicted model, not a curated record
CUCCUCUCAGUCUACAGUACGAGUGCAGAGUCUUUCUCCAUAUCCGGCCCUGGCCACCUCCCUUUUAUAAAUACCCGCACUUCUUUUUCUUUUCUUCCACUCAUUGAUUUUGUGGGGUUGCUGUCUUUUUUUUCUUCGCUGUUUCUUCUCUGGCCUGUCUAUCAUCCGCAUGGAUCGCUCCCUACUUCUCCUUUCCUUCCUCUUGCUCGCAGCAGCAGGGGGCCAUGCAGCCUCAUCUCCCCAGCUCUACUGGCACUCAGUUCUCCCCAACACUCCCAUGCCGAAAGCCAUCAGCAAUCUCCUGAGCCCUGAUGUGUUUGCUGACGAGAAGGCGGGAACCUCUGUCAACGUAGGGAAGGGAGGUGUUAAUGUGAACGCAGGGAAGGGAAAGCCCGGCGGCACCACCGUUGGCGUUAACCGGGGCGGCGUUGGCGUUUAUGUCGGCGGCGGAAGGGGGAAGCCAGGUGGCACCAGCGUCGGUGUGGGACACGGUGGAGUCAGGGUAAACACUCGUUACCCGAAGAAGAAGCCGGUGGUGGUCAACGUGAAGCCUGGAAACUCGCCCUUCGACUACAACUAUGCCGCCACCGAAACCCAGCUCCAUGACGACCCCAACGUCGCCCUUUUCUUCUUGGAGAAGGACCUCCGCCCCGGCGCCAAGAUGAACCUCCACUUCACCGAAACCACCUCCGGCGCCACCUUCCUCCCCCGCCAAGAGGCCGACUCCAUCCCCUUCUCUUCAUCCAAGCUCCCGGCGAUACUCGAUCGAUUUUCGAUAGAAUCCGACUCCGUUGAAGCCGAGGCGAUGAAGAAGACGCUUAAUGAGUGCGAGCAGCCGGCGGUGGGCGGCGAGAAGAAGUACUGCGCCACCUCUCUGGAGUCCAUGGUGGAGUUCAGCACGUCGAGCCUUGGAACGCACGACGUCAAGGCCAUUUCGACUGAGGUGGAAAAGGAGGGAACGCCGGCGCAGCCGUACACGAUAAGGGCAUCCGGUGUGCGGAGGAUGGCGGGGACGGAGCUGGUGGCGUGCCACCCGGAAAACUAUGCAUAUGCCGUGUUCUACUGCCAUGCGACGACCGCGACGAGAGCAUACACGGUGGAGAUGGUGGGGAAGGACGGGACGCAGGUGGAGGCGGUGGCGGUCUGCCACACCGACACCAAGGCGUGGAACCCUAAGCACCUGGCGUUCCAAGUGCUCAAGGUGAAGCCCGGGACGGUGCCUGUGUGUCACUUCUUGCCACAAGACCAUGUGGUGUGGAGCCGUAGCAGCUAGAGAAACGACCGCUCCACUCAUUAAUGGAGCUCUCCAUGAAUGACUUCAUCCACUGCUUCAUGCUUAAUUUAUGGAGGGCUCCAUGGCAUCUCUUAGCCUACACCGUUGGAUUUUAUUUUUACGCUUGUGUUGCGUUACUUGCAUGGUAGUGUAUAUUGUAUGACAGGGCCGCCUUAGUCUAUUAGCCGCUAUGGGGGCUUAUCAUGAUGAUAUAUAUGUGAUCUUGAUAUGUUAUAUAGUAGUAAUAAUAAUAAUAAGAGCAUCUGAGAUCAGCUUUAUAUAUACUUUUA